AUGAGUUGUAGUUUAUUUUGUAAAUUAUCAUUUUUACUUCGACAAAGAUAUAGUGCACUUGAACAUGAUCUUAAUAUAACUGUUCGUUUUUUAAAAGUACUUUUAUGUACUAUUAACUUUAUGUAUGAUGGUUUUUUCGAUUCUGUAAUGAAAAAUAGUCAAGAAAUGAUUCGUGCUUCAUUAUUACCAUUAUUUAAUAAUAUUGUUGAAGAUCUUAACUAA
This is a messenger RNA of Rotaria sp. Silwood1, 222 nucleotides long. Lineage: Eukaryota; Metazoa; Rotifera; Eurotatoria; Philodinida; Philodinidae. The record is from the annotation of a GenBank genome assembly.